AUGAAACUUGUUCAACAUCCCAAUGUAGUCAGAUUAUAUGAAGUUAUCGACACACCAACUAAGUUGUACCUUGUCCUCGAGCUGGGAGAUGGGGGAGAUUUGUAUGAUUACAUAACAAGUCAUGGUGAUGGUCUUAGUGAAAAAGUUGCAAAACGGUAUUUUCGCCAGAUAGUUACUGCUAUUGCCUAUUGCCAUAAGUUGAGAGUGGUUCACCGAGAUCUAAAGCCAGAAAAUGUGGUAUUUUUCGAGAAGUUAGGUUUGGUAAAACUGACGGAUUUUGGAUUUAGCAAUAGGUUUAUUCCUGGCACACAUUUGGAUACAGCCUGUGGUUCUUUAGCUUAUUCUGCUCCGGAAAUAUUGCUUGGCGAUUCGUAUGAUGCCCCAAAAGUGGAUAUUUGGUCUCUGGGUGUGAUAUUGUAUAUGCUCGUUAGCGGAAGUCUUCCAUUUCAAGAAACAAAUGAUAGUGAAACAUUGACAAAAAUCAUGGACUGCGACUAUUCUAUGCCUUCACAUCUGUCACCAGAAUGUAAGCGGCUAAUAUCUCGUUUGUUGAUACGUGAUCCACAAAAACGCGCUCAUCUUGAUGAUAUCGUACAGGAUGAUUGGUUGAGAAUUGACGGCGAGGACUUACCUAUUGAGUUAUUUUCUGUCCCAUUAAUAUCACGUGAACAUCUUUCGUUUGAAGAUCAUAUGGAAAUUUUAUCCAAAAUGGCUGAGGGUAAAUUAGCAUCUGUGGAAGAAAUACAAUCUACUUUAGAUCGCAAUGAAUAUAAUCACAUAGCGGCUACAUAUUAUUUACUUGCUGAACGUAAACUAAAACGUAACUACAUCGAAGAAUAUAAACGAUUAGUAAAUCAAUCCCAGUUGCUUGAGAAAAGAAAACAACAGGAACAGCAAAAGUGCAUCAACUGUGCUUUUGCACUGUCUGAAAACUCCAAACAGGGACAAAGUGCUGAGAACAGUAAUGCUGCUAAAUCUCUACUAAAUAAUGUGAUAGGUUCAGGUGCUGGAGCAUCUACAUCACGUAUUUUGAACUCUUUAGUUCCAUCAAAUGUUGAGGAUCGAGUGAGACGUUUCAGUAUGAUUUUAGAAGAUGAAGAAGAAGAGGAAGAAAGUAAAGGCUCCCCAGUAGUUUCCUCAUUAUUUGGUAAGUGCGCUACAAGUAUGAAUGAUUCGGUAAGUGGAGUUGGCGAUUCGGGUGGUGUUCACUCUUAUCUUGCUGAUACAUCAGAAGAAGCGAUGUUGGAAGAGGAAGAAGAAGAACUUGCUACCGUAGCAGGAUUGGUAUGUGUUCGGUCUGAGCUCUUAACUGAGCAGAUGGCUAAUAAUGUGUUGAGUAUAUCGGAGUCCGAAUGCGUGCCGCAUGCCUCUGGCUCUGUAGUACCGACUCGCCCCUGUUCAAGAACAAGUGGUUCUGGUGCUGAAGCGUCUGAUGGCGCGGAGUCAGAUGUCUCUCUUAGUCCUUGGACUGCAGGUGGGGCAAGUUUUGUUAAUUCCUUGAAUCGUAUUACUUCUACAACACGUUCCCUACCACCUGUUGAUAUCAGGAGGAAGCACCCCUACAGAAAAGCUUUUGUAUCACAUCGUCCCCUUACCACCGUAAAGAGUAGUCCACAACUUUUAAAACAUAUUGCUGAAGAAGAUUGGAAUAGUACUAAUUCUUUCGAAACUAAUGGUUCCUUCAAUUUGGAUAAAGGUAGGAAGAAACUAGAUGAAUGCCGUACUCAAAAUCCGUCUGCUUAUUCAACAGCUGAAGAUGGAGUAGCGAUUCGAUCUUUGCGUAGUUCCUAUAAUCUGUAUCGUAGCAUCAGGUAUGUGGAUGAUCAACUAAUUGGAUUGAAACCUACAAGUUCGUCUGGCACUGCGACACAACAAACAUAUUCUGGAGCUCACAGUCCUGCAUGGACACGGAGAUUUUUAAUACCCCUGUCUCGUCUCGCCCGGCAAGUAUUGGUAGUUGGAAUGCUGUGCUCAAUAUGA
Heterobilharzia americana is the source of this 1980-nucleotide messenger RNA. Lineage: Eukaryota; Metazoa; Platyhelminthes; Trematoda; Strigeidida; Schistosomatidae. The record is from the annotation of a GenBank genome assembly.